CUAUUCACACCCUGCACUACUAAAACGGCCCGCCUGAUACGACGACGCCGCUCCCGUGCCAUAUACGCGCCAUGAGGCUGUGAAGGGAAGCCCAGUCGAACAUCGAGAGAUCCCACCACCACCACCACCACCACCAUCCUCUUCACCGCUCCCGCCUUCCGCCCUCGCCAUGCCCGCUGCCGUCGCUUCGGCUCCUCGCUCACACCACUCCCUCGCAAACGCCUUUCGAGGCAGGCAUCGCGCCGUCUCAGAAGUUGGCCCGCCCCCGCCGCGAGAACCAGAGCGUGUACAGCUACCCAAGGCUGCUUCCUACACCUACUUCCCACGAGUGAAGGACCUGGACCACGCGUCGCCCGUCGUGGCCCUAAACGGUCUCGUGUCUGGCCAAGACGUCAAGACCAGCAAGAAUGGAGAAGGCUUGUCUGACACCUCGUCGGGUGGCUCGAGUCCCGCGUCGGAGGAUGCACCCGAGGAAGCUGUACAAAUGCCGCAACUGAGACCCAGCGCCUCGCGCCGCCGCUCCUCGAGAUUCUUGUCCUUUGCCAGCAGGAGUAGAGAGCCGUCUGCUGAGCCCAAGCCCGACCGCAAGCCUGACGGAGGCCGCAACGAGACGCUGAAACAGUCAGACUCGCUAGCAAACUCGCCAGCACGCUCGCUGACCAAGCUGCGGAGAAAGUCGUGGAUCGUGUCCUCGCAGCAGCAGCAGAAACCAGAGUCCUCACCAACGAGGGAGAAGAGCCGUAAAAAAAAGGACGACGACGUGAAGAAGCAAGCCACUACUGACGCGAACAAGCGGAAGACGCCAGCGGGUACUGCCAGCAUUCCUGACGAGUCCGAGGCAAGGGACACCAUCUCGCACGAGCGGCCGCCUAUUCCCCACAGCAAGAAGAACAAGCGCCUCAGCGGGCUGUUCAAUGCAACAGCCAACGCCCCCGCCGUGCCCGCCGUGCCCAAGUCCUUCUCGACCGAGAAACUCAACAUCUACCCACAAACGCAUACCCCGUUAAGUCCGACCCACCACGUCCCACCUCUGCCGCGCAACAUAUCCACCGAGAAGCUCAAAGGCGUAAAGACGGAGCCUCGCAAGAAAGACGAGCUCUGGACCGUGUUCCGGACGCUCGAUGCGGAUCUGCGCAAAUACCAAUCCAAAUCCACUGCGCUCAAAGCCAACGUGGUACGCACGACCCUCCUCCCGUUCCUACGCCAGUAUGCCUCCCAUCCCUCCAACUACAAGCUUAGAGCGGAAGACUUGGAUCGGCGCGCAAACAUCCUCAACGGGUGGUGGACAGGCUUGUUGGAACUCAUAGCAGGGCGGAAUAAUCAGUCCAUAUCAGGCACAGAUCGUCCAGCCAUUUUGGACGGUAUAGCGGGAAUCAUGGAAAGACCCGAGUGGAGACAACCGCCGUCCGGUUUUUGUGCCCUCGCAGAACGUGCAGAGACCUUCUCUACAGCGACCGUUGCCUCCAGCUCCUCGAGCUCCUCAGAUUUCCUCGCCGAGUCCGUCUACCACAAUGUCCGCAACAUCUUCACCCAAAACCUGCUUUCGCAAAUGUCAUUUGCCGUCGAUAAGAUGUCUCUUCGAAACGCAGCAGCCAGCCUGGUCACCUUUUGCGGCAAGACGUGUGCCUACGUUUUUUGUUUCUGCCCUGGAAUUGCUGAUAUUCUGGUCCGCCUAUGGAAUCCCUCCCUUGAUAUGAUGAAGCGUGUUAUGGAAGAAUCCGGCGUCUCCAAGCUGGAUACAUUGGAUGCUGUGUCUGAUCGCAUCGUGGCUUCGUUUCCUCCCAUGCUUCAUUCGCUCAAGUUUCACUCUCUGACAAAACUUGUACGCCAACUACGCAAGCCGGCAUCACCGCCCCUUGCUGUGGCCAACCUCGACUGGUACGGGACCUGGAACAAGCGCUGGUCAGGCGCAGAGAGCGAUCUAUUCUACGUCUUCGUCAAACACUACCACAUCAUCGUUACUGACUUCUUACCCGUCGAGCCAAGCAAUGCAGAGCGUGUCUGCGUGCCUGGAUUAGUUGCGGUGCACGCGCAGCUCCUGGUCAAUCUGGACGCGACCAUCAACAGACACGCUGCGCCUCCACAGACCGACGACCAAGGCUCAACAGUGGCUCCCAUCACUUUUGAUGAUGUUUUGGGUGAUACAGAUGCUUCAGCAUCUGCAGUAGCUAUUCCGCAUGCAAACGCAACACGCCAGAUGCAGGAAAACCGUCUCAUUAUGCUCAUACGUGAUUUUCUUUCCGAAAGGAACGCACACCUCCACACUGCCAGACGAAUUUUUGCAGACAGCUUCGCCCGCCUGCUGCAAGCGCAGGCACGAAAAAUCUCCAUUUACGACAGCAACGCUUGUUACACAUUGUGUGAUUUUUUGGAAGAAGCUUUCGCCAUCAUGGUUCGUUACGAACAAAACGACACGGAUCAGCAUUCCAUCAUGGACUGGACUUUUUGGCUCUCGGUGUGCAAGUCGAUGGCUGCCAGUCAGAACACAGCUACCGAGAUCAAGUUGUACGCUUUUCUGUACAGCAUCUGGUCCAUCCUUUGUCUGGACGCGCAAAGAAAGACAAGCUUGUGCCUCAACUUUCUCUUAGAACCCGAGUUUUUCGAGAGCAGAUUCAACCAUUGGUGUCCAAUGGUUCGAUCAUACUUCAUGCGGCUGUUGUGUUGGAGGGUUGCACGGUUCGAUGGGGUAGAGACUGACGCCGAAGUCGUGAUCAAGCAGGCGCUUAGUGAUCGCCUCCGCACCGUAUGGUCGCACUACCUCUGGCUACACGAAAAUGCCGAUCGCAAACAAAUCAUGCUUCCGUCCACGCAAGCAUGCAACCCCGCACCAGGCCGCCGAUUCCUUAUCAUACGUAAUGAUAGUCCUAUUGUGGCAAACAGUGGGCCUUAUCUUUCAUUCGAUGGAGUAGUGCAAAACACGCAUCAACGGAAAUUCUCGCCCACCACUGAAACACCUCCGGAAGCACCCGAGGCUCGACCCACGUCAGCGAUGUCGAUAGAUUCAUUGGACUUUCCGGAUGAGGAUCCUGGCAAGGGCAAGUGGAACAUUCUGCGGAGCCUCAUGGGAGUGGGCUCGAAGCAGACGGCCAAGUCGAAGAGUCCUGCACCAUCGACUCACGACAAGGAGAAUGCCAGCAAAACAGCGCAUGCCAACGGUGAAAAGCCGAAUGAAACAUCCUCGAGCGACAAGCCUGCGGUUGUCGAGACUCCGGCGCCAGCACCUGUUACCCAUCGCACCUACAACUUCCGCUUCUCUCUGGAAUGGGUUGAUAAGCGCUUCGGCGCAUAUCAAAACAUGCGUCUACAGCCCCCGCGCCUCCCACUUCCAGCACAACUCCUCCUCCAGCAAAGAAGCAUCAACAUCGACGCUGUUACUCCUACGCAGCCAACUGGCACAGCAGCAACGUCAAGUACCUACGCAGGUCGUGCUCUCGCUGAAUGGACGUUUGUGAGCCACGAAUGCCAGAAUUUCUUCGAGCGGAGGAAGAACGAGGGAGUGCCUACCAACCGACAGGUCGAGACACCUACGCUCGCUGUUGAGGCGUUUAGGAGGCCUGGAUGAGCUGGGCCCCCGACGAUAAUAUUUCUUCGAUACCCCCCCACUUUACAUGCAUGCUUUUGCAUGUAGGACCUUGCCCUGUUGUCACUGUCGGCAGGUUCGAUACCACAUCAUCAUCAUCUUUUCUCCAAUAACACCAUAUUUCAUCACUACUACUACGAAUUGCAUCUGGGACGUUCAUUUGGAACCUACCCACAGCGGCGUUUUCUAUUGCUAUCUCUCUUGAGAGGGCUUAUAUCAUUUUUCGUUCGACGGGGUUUACACACACAACUCUGCAUACAUGCAUAGCCGCGCCCCGCUUUUGUGCAUAACCUCUUUCCCUCUCCCUCUCCCUCUCCUUUAGCUACCUCUCUUGCUGUUCUCGGAAAUUAAUGGCGUUGUAA
Molecule: messenger RNA, 3942 nt
Organism: Cucurbitaria berberidis CBS 394.84
Lineage: Eukaryota; Fungi; Ascomycota; Dothideomycetes; Pleosporales; Cucurbitariaceae
Product: DUF1765-domain-containing protein
Exons: 3
Coding region: 170-3562 (1130 amino acids)
Source: RefSeq, a predicted model, not a curated record